CAACGAGAAAUGUAACGGCUGUGAGUUGUAUCGAAGCAUUUUUCCUUGGAAUUAGGAAUUGAAAUGUUUCAAUAGUACAAUGAACAUACAAAAAUAAGGGAAAUUUAAGGAUUCGUGAGGUAUAGCGAUAAGGAAAAUUCAGUGUGGUGCAUUGUUCUAUUUGGUAAUUUUGGUUGUUGUAGGUCUUCGAUAGCACGCGGUUAAAACAUGGAUGAUACUAUUACACAAGAGUCGGAGAGGCGGAAAAGCAAUCAGAAGAAAAAGAAAAAAAACAAAACGAUCGCUGCAGAUGAGCAGGAAUCUGUGAUCUUUGGCGAUGCUGAUGGUUCCCAAAAGGAAGCAGAAACUACGACAGAACAGUCGCCUGUUGCUCGGAAAAAGCACAAAAAAACCUCAAGGACGAGGAAUCCUCUAAUCCUCAAAGAGGAAUCCACACAGUCUGAUAGUGCGAAUAGGAAUCUUCGAAACGAGAAACAAUCCACUCCAAAACAAACUCACGAGCAACAAUCUACUGCAUUACAAUGUGGCGAUGCAAAUGGUUCUCGUAGUGAGGAUCAAGCUACGACAGAACAACCUGUUCGAAAAAAGCACAAGAAAUCCUCAAAGACGGGACAGGAGUCUUCACAAUCUGAUAGUGCCGAUACCAAACGAAAACAGAAACAAUCCACGCUAAAACCGAGUGCUGAUGUCAAAGAAGAAUCCAAACGAAGCCCGGAAAAAAUGGCGCCAACUCCGUCGCCUAUACAACCACUAUUGAAACAAGAAUGGACCGACGAUCAGGAACAUAAGCUGCUGGAAAAUGUAAAGAUGUACGCCUCGAAAUUAACUGGAAGAGUGCGACACUCACAACGCGUCAACUGGUCUAAUGUAGAAAAGGUGGAUAAUUUCACAGAGACUGAAAUUCAAGAGAAGUACAAAGAGCUGACGAAGAGGGUACGGAAGACCCGAAGUGUUUCCGAGAUCAUUGAAGACGCUCUUACCUUGCACGCGGAGAAGCAGAAUACGCCACCCAAAAUCAGAAAACUUGGAAAACAGCGACCGAGUGCUUUUUCAAUUUUCUGCAAAGCAAAGCGAUCAGGUCUUGUUGAAAAAUAUCCUGAUUUGAAAUUUAUGGAUGUUCAUAAAAGACUUUGCCAAAGGUGGAAGGAUCUUUCUGAAGACAAGAGAAAGAUUUAUAUUGAAAAGGCGGAAGUAGCUCGGAUAGAAUAUGAUGAAGAAAUGAGGAAGUUCAAUGAGAAAAGAAUCUCUGCACUUAAGAAACCAAUGUCGGCGUAUGACCUAUGGAAGAUGGAGCGUUUACAGGACGACAGCUUUGAGGGAGAUGAGACCGAGAGUGAUUUUUUGUUAGAAUGGGAAAACCUGCCUAAGUCGAAUAAAAAUGGUUGGGUUCGCACCGCGGCGUUUGAGCAAGAGAAAUACGAUUCGAAAGUAAGGAGCAUAGCGGGUGGAUUUCGCCGACAGGGAAAAGCUGGGAAAAUUAAUGAGGAUAAAAAAGAUGCUUCUGAAACAAAAACAAAGGAAGAAUCCACGUCAGAUGAUCUGCACCAACAAAGUUCCUCAUCACCUGAUAACUCCAGGCUGAAGAGAAAAAGUGAUAAUUCAGAGCCAGCUGUGAAGGCCCCUGUUAAAAAAGUCAGCAAGAAUGACUCCAGUAGUGGUUCGGAGAGUAGUGAUUCGGACAGUAGUGAUUCGGACAGUAGUGAAUCGGACAGUAGUGAAUCGGACAGUAGUUAAGAACCCGUGAUAAGUGCGGUACUUUUAAAUCUAAAAAAUUCAUAUUUUUUACAGCUUGUGCUAGCAAAAUAGGGCAAAUAUGCAGAUUGAGAUUUUUUUUGUAUCAUGAUUUCAUUUUUUCUUAGGAAUCGGCGCAAGUGACGUGUUAGUUCAACUGAGACUGUGCUUCAAAGUAUCAAUAUGACAUUGGAAUCAAAAGAAAGUUAAAAAUUCUUUUUAAUGGUUCUGUAGCGUCUAUUCGGACUUUCCAACUAUUCUUAACCUACUACGUAGCUUGUUUUGUUUUUUAAUCAUUUUCUAGUGAUGCCUGAUGGGAAGUUGUGUUGUAAUGUUAACAUAGACAUUAAUAUACGUAUAAUACAUACACGUAUAUUCACAUGUAAACAUGUAUACUCUAUUAUUCUCAACUAAAAACCACACAUUGGUCUUA
Messenger RNA from Dendronephthya gigantea, 2164 nucleotides. Its product is annotated as nucleolar transcription factor 1-A-like. NCBI's taxonomy places the organism in Eukaryota, Metazoa, Cnidaria, Anthozoa, Malacalcyonacea, Nephtheidae. The record is from RefSeq and is a predicted model, not a curated record. Bases 208 to 1734 code for a protein of 508 amino acids. The transcript has 2 exons.